This is a messenger RNA of Pseudocercospora fijiensis CIRAD86, 1086 nucleotides long. RefSeq lists its product as uncharacterized. Bases 1 to 1086 code for a protein of 361 amino acids. The record is from RefSeq and is a predicted model, not a curated record. NCBI's taxonomy places the organism in Eukaryota, Fungi, Ascomycota, Dothideomycetes, Mycosphaerellales, Mycosphaerellaceae. The transcript is spliced from 5 exons.
AUGGUCACUCCAUAUAAAGGUCACAUCUUCUCCCUGCAAUAUCUCGACUUUCACAGAAAGACUGCCAUGAUGCACGGAACGUACAACCAGAUCAAUCAAAUCUCCAAAAUGCUUCCCGCAAAUCCACCUGCCUUCUGUCAAAUGGCUAGAUGGAGGGCUGCUGCCGAUCCAUCAGGUCCAGACGCCAAAAUCCUCGCCAGCAGCAUGAUCUCAGCAAACAGCUCAAGUGCCAAAGAUGGCAACGAUUUCGACGAUCCGUUCGGUAUCAAAGCCCUCGAGAGAGCCGGCAUAAUCCUCAAAGAAGCCCAAUCAUCAUCAUCGCCACCCGACUCUGCCAUCUCUAUCGACAGCACUCGCACGUCGACGAAAGCGUCAACAUGGCCUUUUAUUUCCGGAGACUCACGAAACCUGUCUCCACCCUCCUCAUCUUUCACCAGCCAAUCCUCCACUCCAAGCGUACGGGGUUUCCACUGGAAAAAUGACACUCCGAUCGAUAUGAGUUCCAUGCCAGGCUAUCCUUCACUCGCCGAGUGCUCGGAACGGGAUCGAAAAGCCUAUCACGUUUUCCAAAGGCAACAUCCUGCGUCGUUCUCGAGAGAAGAACAUUAUCGAGCUUCACAGUCUUUUGAGCCAACGUCGGCUUCCGACUAUGAGCCUGAAUCUGAGCCUGGGUCUAGGUCUAGGUCUAGGUCUGGGUCUGAGGAUAUCACCGGCGUAGAAAGACAUGAUUCCCUGCUGCAACCUCUUUUUACCAACAAUCCUCUCGGCGAUAUCUGGGCCAGUCUGGAAGCUCCAGACGAACCGACUACCCCUGCCGCCAGCAAAGAAUGUCGGACUUUCACACCGCCAUCUGCGACUCGAGUCGUCUCUGGUAUGGGAUACCGGACCAGCAGUCCUUUGGAACCUUUCCCUGCGUUUGACGUGACUGAAAUGACAGGAGCGAAGCUGAUUGAGGCGCCUCAAUCAGAGAAGGGAAUCGAUAAGAAGAGUAAGGGAUAUUGGAGAGGAUUGCUCGUUCUUGGGCUGAGAACCAAGUUUGUGAUGAGAGAAGCCUAUGAGGAUUCAGGUAGGUCGCACUCACGAUAA